Camellia sinensis is the source of this 6057-nucleotide messenger RNA. NCBI's taxonomy places the organism in Eukaryota, Viridiplantae, Streptophyta, Magnoliopsida, Ericales, Theaceae. The record is from RefSeq and is a predicted model, not a curated record.
CUCCCCUUGCAAUCAUUCUCUUUUCUUUUGCAAUAUUACAGAAGGUCCCCACUCAAUCCAAUCCUCUCUCUCUCUCUGUACUUUCUCUCUCUUGGUCAGGAUCUCCACACCCCCAAUCCAGACCAAGCCCACAUACACCGAUCACACCUACUACCACCACCACCACCAACACCCCCACACCACUUUGCUUCCGCCGCCGCCGCCGCCGCCGCCAUCCUUCAGAUCGGAGAUGCAAUGAGCCUCCGGCAGCGUCCGCCACCGGUCCAAUCCCACCACCCUGGUCCAUCCCACGGCUCAAACCGGCCUUACUCCGACACCUCCGAAGAGCCCUACAACAUAAUCCCCAUCCACAACCUCCUCGCCGACCACCCCUCCCUCCGCUACCCCGAAGUACGCGCCGCCGCGGCAUCCCUACGUGCCGUCGGAGACCUCCGUAAACCUCCCUUCAUCCAAUGGCACGACCACAUGGACCUCCUCGACUGGCUCGGUGCCUUCUUCGGCUUCCAAAACGACAACGUUCGCAACCAGCGAGAGCACCUCGUACUCCACCUCGCCAACGCCCAGAUGCACCUCACUCCUCCUCCCGACAACAUUGACUCCCUCGACCCCGCCGUCCUCCGCCGCUUCCGCCGCAAACUCCUCAAGAACUACACCUCUUGGUGCUCCUUCCUCGGACACAAAAAAUCCAACAUCUGGAUCUCCGAAAACACGCGACGAGACUCCGAUCACCGCCGCGAAUUGCUCUACGUCUCGCUCUAUCUCCUCAUCUGGGGUGAGUCCGCUAAUCUACGCUUUGUUCCUGAAUGCAUUUGCUAUAUUUUUCAUUGUAUGGCUAUGGAACUCAAUAGAAUUCUUGAGGAUUACAUUGAUGAGAACACUGGUCGACCUGUUUUGCCCUCAAUUUCUGGUGAAAACGCCUAUUUGAAUCGGGUUGUGAAACCCAUUUACGAAACCAUUCGUGCCGAGGUAGAAAAUAGUAGAAAUGGGACUGCCCCACAUUCUGCGUGGCGGAAUUAUGAUGAUAUCAAUGAGUACUUUUGGACUCGGAGGUGUUUCGACAAGUUGAAGUGGCCAAUUGAUGUGGGUAGUAAUUUUUUCGUCACCACGAGUAAAGGGAAGCAUGUGGGUAAGACUGGAUUUGUGGAGCAGAGGUCUUUUUGGAACUUGCUUCGGAGCUUUGAUAAGCUUUGGAUUAUGUUAAUUUUGUUUCUUCAGGCUGCAAUAAUCGUUGCUUGGGAGGGGAAGGAGUAUCCGUGGCAGGCAUUGAAAAUUCGCAAUGUUCAGGUUCGGGUUUUGACUCUGUUCUUUACUUGGAGUGGGUUCAGGUUUCUUCAGUCACUUCUUGAUGCUGGGAUGCAGUACAGUCUGGUUUCAAGGGAGACUUUGUCGCUCGGGGUGAGAAUGGUGUUAAAGAGUGUUAUUGCUGCUGUGUGGAUCAUUGUUUUCGGGGUUUUCUAUGGUAGAAUUUGGACCCAGAAGAAUCGUGAUAGAAGCUGGUCUAGUGAGGCUGAUAAGCGAGUGAUUACUUUUCUAGAGGUUGCAUUGGUUUACAUAGUGCCGGAGCUUCUGGCACUGGCUCUUUUUAUUUUACCCUGGAUUCGGAAUUUCCUAGAGAAUACAAAUUGGAGAAUCUUUUACUUGUUGACAUGGUGGUUUCAGAGCCGAACAUUUGUGGGUCGUGGCCUUAGGGAAGGCCUUUUGGACAAUAUAAAGUAUUCUUUAUUCUGGGUUGUGGUGCUUGCUACAAAAUUUUGCUUCAGUUACUUCCUACAGAUCAAACCCAUGAUUUCUCCGACAAAAGCCCUCAUGAAUCUUAAGGAUGUGAAAUAUGAGUGGCAUGAGUUUUUCAGUAACAGCAAUAGGUUUGCAGUUGGCUUGUUGUGGCUUCCUGUGGUCUUCAUUUACCUCAUGGAUUUGCAGAUUUGGUAUUCAAUCUACUCCGCAUUUGUUGGUGCCGCAGUGGGGUUGUUUGACCAUUUGGGUGAGAUACGAAACAUGCAGCAGUUAAGGUUGAGAUUCCAGUUCUUUGCUAGUGCAAUUCAGUUUAAUCUCAUGCCUGAGGAGCAACUUUUAAAUACAAGGGGAACACUGAAGAGCAAGUUUAAUGAUGCAAUUCACCGGUUGAAGCUGAGGUAUGGGCUUGGCCGACCCUUUAAGAAGCUUGAAUCAAACCAGGUGGAGGCAAACAAGUUUGCCUUGAUAUGGAAUGAGAUAAUUACAAUAUUCAGAGAAGAAGAUAUUAUCAGUGACCACGAGGUUGAGUUGUUGGAGCUGCCUCAAAAUACCUGGAAUGUUAGUGUUAUCCGCUGGCCUUGUUUACUCCUCUGCAAUGAGCUGUUGCUUGCUCUCAGCCAGGCCAAAGAGUUAGUAGAUGCACCUGACAAGUGGCUUUGGUAUAAAAUCUGCAAGAAUGAGUACAGGCGUUGUGCUAUUAUUGAAGCAUACGACAGUGUAAGGCACUUGCUGCGUGCUAUUGUCAAAUCCAACACUGAGGAACAUUCCAUCAUAACAGUUUUGUUUCAAGAAAUUGAUCAGUCGAUUGAGAUUGAGAAGUUCACAAAAACAUUCGAUAUGAAUGCAUUUCCCCAGAUCCAUGCCAAAUUGAUAGUUCUGCUUGAGCUGUUGAUCAAGCCUAAGAAAGAUAUUAACAAGGUGGUGAAUAUUCUUCAGGCUCUUUAUGAAAUUGCCAUUCGAGACUUUUAUAAAGACAAGAGAAGCAGUGAUCAGCUGAGGGAGGACGGUUUGGCUUCUCGUAGGCCAGUUUCAAGCGAGGUGUUGCUUUUUGAGAAUGCCGUCGAAUUGCCUGAAGCUGAUAAAGAGACAUUUUACCGACAGGCUCGGCGCUUGCACACCAUUCUUACAUCUCGGGACUCGAUGCACAAUAUCCCGACAAAUCUUGAGGCAAGACGCCGAAUAGCAUUCUUCAGCAACUCUCUGUUUAUGAACAUGCCCCAUGCUCCCCAAGUUGAGAAAAUGAUGGCUUUUACUGUAUUGACUCCUUACUACAAUGAAGAAGUGCUGUAUAGCAAGGAACAACUUCGAAUUGAGAACGAAGACGGGGUUUCCACUUUAUAUUAUUUACAGACUAUCCAUGCAGAUGAAUGGAAGAAUUUCAUGGAGCGGAUGCGCGGAGAGGGAAUGGUAAAUGAUGCUGAAAUAUGGACAGACAAGCUAAGAGAUCUUAGGCUUUGGGCAUCAUAUAGAGGCCAGACACUCUCCCGCACUGUGAGAGGAAUGAUGUAUUACUAUCGGGCUCUUCAGAUGCUGGCUUUUCUUGAUUCUGCGUCAGAGAUGGACAUCAGGGAAGGAUCACAGGAACUUGCCUCGAUGAGACGAAGUGGUAGCAUGGAUGGAUUCAACUCAGAAAGGUCACCAUCUACGAGGAGUUUGAGUAGAGCAGAUAGUUCAGUGAGUCUGUUGUUCAAAGGCCAUGAAUAUGGGACUGCUUUAAUGAAAUACACUUAUGUGGUUGCCUGCCAGAUAUAUGGGGCUCAAAAGGCAAAAAAGGACCCCCAUGCUGAGGACAUUCUGUAUCUGAUGAAAAACAAUGAAGCUCUUCGAGUGGCCUAUGUUGAUGAGGUUUUCUCGGGGAGGGAUGAGAAGGAGUAUUAUUCUGUUCUGGUGAAGUAUGAUCAACAGUUGCAGAAGGAAGUGGAGAUCUACCGAGUUAAGUUGCCUGGCCCCUUGAAGCUUGGAGAAGGAAAGCCGGAGAAUCAGAACCAUGCCCUUAUCUUCACUCGUGGUGAUGCAGUCCAGACCAUUGACAUGAACCAAGAUAACUAUUUCGAGGAAGCUCUCAAGAUGCGGAAUUUAUUGGAGGAGUUCAGACACUACUAUGGUAUCCGAAAGCCUACUAUCUUGGGAGUUCGAGAACACAUUUUUACUGCCUCUGUCUCAUCACUUGCAUGGUUUAUGUCAGCUCAAGAAACAAGUUUUGUCACCUUGGGGCAGCGCGUCUUGGCGAAUCCUUUGAAAAUUCGAAUGCAUUAUGGCCACCCCGAUGUCUUUGAUAGAUUCUGGUUCUUGACUCGGGGAGGAAUCAGCAAAGCUUCCAGAGUAAUUAAUAUCAGUGAGGACAUUUUUGCCGGUUUCAAUUGCACAUUACGAGGCGGCAAUGUCACUCAUCACGAGUACAUCCAAGUUGGUAAGGGAAGGGAUGUUGGAUUGAAUCAAAUAUCUAUGUUUGAGGCCAAGGUUGCAAGUGGAAAUGGUGAGCAAGUCUUGAGUAGAGAUGUCUACAGGUUGGGACACAGGCUGGAUUUCUUCCGGAUGCUGUCAUUCUUCUACACUACUGUGGGUUUCUUUUUUAACACACAGAUGGUGAUCCUUACUGUCUAUUCUUUUCUGUGGGGCCGACUUUAUCUAGCACUUAGUGGAGUUGAGGCUUCUGCAACGGCAGACAAUAACAACAACAAAGCACUGGCUACAAUCUUGAACCAACAGUUCAUCAUCCAACUUGGUUUCUUCACUGCACUCCCAAUGAUUGUGGAGAAUUCUUUGGAGCAAGGGUUCCUUGGAGCCAUAUGGGAUUUCAUAACAAUGCAGCUUCAGUUGUCAUCUGUAUUCUACACAUUCUCCAUGGGAACUCGUGCCCACUACUUUGGCAGAACCAUUCUUCAUGGUGGUGCAAAGUACCGGGCAACUGGGCGUGGUUUUGUUGUGCAGCACAAGAGUUUUGCCGAGAAUUAUAGACUUUAUGCUCGUAGCCACUUUGUGAAGGCAAUUGAGCUUGGGCUGAUACUCAUAGUGUAUGCUUCAUACAGCCCCGUAGCUACUGGCACCUUUGUUUACAUAGUAUUGACCAUCUCAAGUUGGUUCUUGGUUGCGUCAUGGAUCUUGGCUCCAUUUGCUUUCAAUCCAUCAGGUUUUGACUGGUUGAAGACAGUUUAUGAUUUUGAUGAUUUCAUGAAUUGGAUUUGGUACCGUGGUGGCGUGUUUGCAAAAGCUGAACAGAGCUGGGAAAAAUGGUGGGAUGAGGAACAGGAUCAUCUGAGGACAACUGGCCUUUGGGGAAAGAUUUUGGAAAUAAUCCUUGACCUCCGUUUUUUCUUUUUCCAGUACGGGAUUGUAUACCAGCUAGAUAUUGCUGCUGGGAGCAAAAGUAUUGCUGUUUACUUGCUCUCUUGGAUCUAUGUGGUUGUGGCUGCUGGCAUUUAUAUGAUUGUAGCAUAUGCUCGGGACAAAUACGCUGCAAGAGAACACAUAUACUAUCGAUUGGUUCAGUUCCUCCUUAUUAUUCUUGCCAUUCUUGCAAUCAUUGCCUUGCUGGAGUUCACCCACUUCACAUUUGUUGAUCUUUUCACAAGUCUUUUGGCAUUCCUUCCUACUGGGUGGGGCUUUAUUUUAAUUGCCCAAGUACUCCGUCCUUUUAUACAAAAAACCUUGAUUUGGGAGAUUGUUAUUUCUGUGGCUCGGCUAUACGACAUAAUCUUUGGAGUGAUUGUUAUGGCUCCUGUGGCACUACUAUCAUGGAUGCCUGGUUUCCAGUCGAUGCAGACAAGGAUUUUAUUCAAUGAAGCAUUCAGUAGGGGCCUGCAGAUAUUCAAGAUAUUGACAGGAAAAAAAUCUAAAGCUGACGUGUGACUUGAGGUUUGGAGUUGGCACGAGGCGUAGAAACAUGUAGAAGUUGAGAGGCUAGUAGAUUGUAGAGGUUCUUGUGUGUAUGUUGUUACAGUGGUGGCAGUCGCCUAUUCAUUUCACCUUCAUUUGAUUAAGGGAGCAGAUUAUGCCAACUGGUUUUUCAAUCAUCACUGGGUUUAUCUUCCUUUUUACUGUUGUAAUUAAUCAGUUUUUCAUACUUACAAUUCAUGUUUUGCAUGGGGACUUGUUAUUUGUGAUUAUCAAUCCCCCGCAGGUUUUAACUUUACAGCGAUACGCAUUUGUCUAUUGUCAGUAAACCAGUGUGGUAGUCUAGUCUGAUUAUAAAUUUUUGUGUUGUUUUCUCACAAUGCGGCUAUUUAUUUGUUCAUAUUUUUUUGUUCCUGAUGUUGAUACAGUUCAUUGUACUAUAGAGAUUAAAAGGGCAAUGAGGGAAAAUGUGUGCUGUUUUUUUUUGCU